Messenger RNA from Neurospora tetraspora, 855 nucleotides. Its product is annotated as mitochondrial import receptor subunit tom-22. Gene Ontology annotation, biological process: intracellular protein transport; protein import into mitochondrial matrix. NCBI's taxonomy places the organism in Eukaryota, Fungi, Ascomycota, Sordariomycetes, Sordariales, Sordariaceae. Gene Ontology annotation, cellular component: mitochondrial outer membrane; mitochondrial outer membrane translocase complex. The transcript has 2 exons. The record is from RefSeq and is a predicted model, not a curated record. The coding region runs from base 147 to 611 and encodes 154 amino acids.
CGAUUUCUCCGAUUUCCCAAUUGCAACAAACAUCCACAAACCCGAUAACAUUGCCUCGAUUCCAUCAGAUACCUGUCGGGUCCAAGUCACCACCAACCACCACCACCACGACCAACGACAGUCCUUCUAUCCACACAUAAUUCAAAAUGGUCCAGCUUACCGAGGUCGAGGACGAGCACUUCCAGCAGCCGCAGGUCGGCCCUGAGGAGGACGACGAGGAUUUCACGGACACUGACUCCGAGAUCUCCGUCGACUCCGACUACGAGCCCCAAGAGACCUUCGCCGACCGCCUGUACGCGCUGCGCGACAUGGUCAGCCCCACCACGCGCGGCUGGUUCUACCACAAGUACGACGCCACCACCAACUUUGUCAAGUCGACGCUGUCUUUCGCCGGCCGCGCCGCCUGGGCCGUUUCCGUGUCCGGUCUGCUGAUCGGCGUCCCCUUCGCCAUCGCUUUCGCCGAGGACCAGAACUACGCCGCUAUGGAGCAGGAGGCGCGCAUGCGCGAGCUCGGUUCUGAUGUCCUUACUGCUGGUGGUGAGGGACAGGCGGGUACCGCUGAGAAGACGUUGGCUGCCAUUGGUGGUGAGGGGGCUAGGCCUGCGCUCUAAGGAGGGAGGCAGCGAGUCUUAUUGUGGAAAUGAAAAAGAAGAUGAGCGAGGGAUGGAUGGUUAUUGUGAGCCGGGAGAUGUGGAGGGGAGAGAGAGAUGGCUGGUCAAAGGGCGGCGGGUUGGAAACCAGCGUUUUCAAGAUGGGGACCGUUUGGGAAAAAGAGCUCCGUCCGAGUUCUUUCCGGCGGAGGGCCUUGAUCGGAUACACCAAAUCAACAACCGGUUUUACAACUUAACGCAGUCU